AUGCUCUCACAUCUGCGCUUCCACCGUCGGGGCCCCUCCAAUCCCACCUCACCCAUUCCCGAGAACGGCCCCUGGGAUGCUGCACUUCAGCCAAAGCAGCUGACUCCUGAUGAGGGCGUCGUGCCAGCCCCGGCCAUAGAGCCGCGCACUUCGACGGGCCCACCUCUGACUGGCCAUGGCACCGGACCGCCCUCGAUCUCCCAGCUCCCACCACACCCGCAACAACCUCCGCCUCCGCCUCCGCAACAACCGGCCCCGAGUCUGCCUCCCAUCGCCCGAGCCACUUCGACCGAGUCGGAACAUCCCCAUAGCGCCUCGAACAGGGAGCCAAAGCGACACGAAGAACAGAAGGCCCCUCAGCGGACGCCUUACACUGAACAAUCCGGGUUUCUUGGUGGACUGGCACUGCAAAAUUACCGGCGUGAACAGCAAGACGCCCUGCGGCCAGACCCAUCCCAAGCAUCGAGCAACCAUGGAAAGCCUAGUCUCUCUGCAGCAACAAGCCCUGCGGACCGGAAUCCAUCGCCUUCUUUCCUUUCCCCGACGGAACAUGGCAGCAGCAACCCAACCGGGAGACGGCCACCCGGCGCGAGACUGCACAGCGAUGUCCAGGCGGCGCAUGCGCAGAACAAUGCGCAAGAAGCGCCGAGGGACAGGAGAGGGAUCCCGUUUCUAAAAAAUCCCAUAUCGAACUUGCUUCUGAGGAGGAAGACAAGCCAUAAUGUUCUUCCGGAUCUAUCUUUGCGCACGAGUCGAGGGGAACCAUCGUAUCAGCCCAUCAGGGGUACAAGAGUUCACGAUUUCAGCGCCCCUCGACCUCGGAGGGUUGUCUCAAGUAACGAUGUUGCUAAAUUGGGCACUGUGAAGCCGGACUCAGUAGCUCAACCUCCUCCUACUCUGGAACAUAAACCACCACCGCAGCCAGCCCGUCCGCCUCCUAUUCAGGAGCAACAAGAGCCUGAACCUCUGCCACAACCAGCUCCCCCGGUACCUCCCAAAGAUGAACAGGCGCAUUCCGUAUGGACGUCAUCAUUAGUACACUCAAAAUCCAUGUCCGUUGACACGCAUGACCUCUCCAAUCUGAGUUCCAAACGUGAGAAGAAUAGUAGCAGGAGGCAAAGUUCAAUUCCAUCUUCCAUCUCCACCCUCUCACGCAACGCUUCUGGAGUCUCGAAUAGAGACGUACUGUCGUCUUUGCCCAAGCACAUGAAGAGUACCUCUUCGAGGUUCAGUUUCGACAUGAUUGGUGCUGCCAAGGCGGAGAAGCUGCUUGAAGAAAAACAUCGGCAAAGACAACAGGAGAAAGAAGCAGAGCCCUCUGCAGCGCAUCGGGACUCCCGAUUUGAUGACUUUGAUGAGGACUCGUUCGACUACGAUGCUAUGGAUUAUGACGAUGGUCUCGAGGAAGAAAUCCCCGAGAUAAAUUACGAUUAUGAUGAAGAUAUCCCCGAGAUAAAUUACGAGUACGAUGAAGAAGUAGAUGGGGAACCUGCAGUAGACCCGGACAACGACCAGGAAAACUUUGCAGGUUUCGUAUUUCAAAGAUCUGACCCUGUGUCUUCCUUGGCCAGUCCCCUGACUGCCGGAUUGUUACCGACACCGAGAGACGUCGAUGGCAACAUCAUCGGUUAUGCUGUGACAAAGGAGUCUCCAGAAACUCGUAGGUUUUCCUUGCCAAUGCUGGCCGUGGAUGUGCCGCCUCAACUGGCGGAGUCGCCGACACGAGAUAGUCCGACGGGAUUAGGUAUCGAGGGGCUUGACGAAGUCAUAGAAGCGCACGAGCAAAUAUCGGUUCCGCAACCUGCCCCUCAAGGUCCAGCAGUUCCGAGAUAUCUAGACAAGGACGAUGAGCUCUAUUUCGGUAGUCAUGAGUUUGAGGGGGAGGGAGAUGGACGGGCCAUUGAUGAAUCUCUUUUUGACCUCGACGACACAGACCAGUAUGGUAGACCAAUCCCGGGCAUGUUUGCAAGUGCCUUGGCUCAGCGACAGAAACGAGAGUCUGAUGAUAUAACCUCGGGAACGUCUGUUCAUUCAGGGCUAUCUGACUCAACCGAGCAUACAUCACUGAGCGUAGGUUUGCAUCAGAAACUCGCUGCUCUGGAAGCCCACGAAGAGACGAACAGUGCCCAAGAAGAACCCGUGCCGCCUGUGCCGGAUCUCCCUGAAGUGGAUGACGAUGCAAUGCAGGCUGCUCUUGCUGCAGCCGUUCAGAAGGCUGCUGAUACGGGAAAGUUCCGUCGGAACUCAUCGCCGCCGCCUCCACCCACCGAUUUGACGAUUACCUCACCUACUACAAGUGGUUCAGAGGAAUCGAAUAAUGUUGGUGACGACGCCUUUGGAAGUUAUGACUAUGACGAUGAUUAUGGUGGCAAUGGAUUGGACGAUUAUGAACUAGACGACGAUGCUAUAAUCGCCGCGGCCAACGCAGAUGCCCUUGCGAGCGAUGACGAUGGCUGGUACGGCCAAGAGUUUGGCUUCUAUUCAAACCCUCCUUCCCAAUCGGGGCGCUCAGGCCACGGGUCCAGCGAGCACAAUCCGGCUUGGGGUGGCUAUUUCGGACCCGGUGGUGUUGCACGGACGAAGUCGGGACAUCUGGUUUCCAGGGAGCCUAAUCUGACACCUAUCACCGAGCGAUCCGAGUAUUCUAAUCGCAACUCAAUCAUGAGUCUACAGAUGCCUAAUAGUGCUGGCAGAGAUGCGCCAUUACAGAGUCCCGGGUUAGCUCAAUUGGCUAUGAUGGCAGAUGACGAUAACAUGAGCCUGUCAGCACUCCUCAAGCUCCGGUCAAGAGCCUGGGGCGGCUCGCAAGCAUCACUAGCGAGCUCACGCGAAGGCUCCCCUAGCGACCGAAACGGCGCCACGAGUCCUUUUGGCCAAGAAAGGGAUCUGUCGGGUCUGGGGACAGCCCAUGGCCGUAAGAACUCUGCAUUCUCAAUAUGGAGUGUCGAUUCAGGAGCGGGUAGCGGAGCAGGCAGCCCAACUCUGACCAUGGCUAUGGCAGGCAUUCCAAACAGCACCAUACCAUCGCUGCCUGUGAUGUCCAGCUCGGUGACCAAUGCAGCACCGUCUGCCCUCAAUGCGCCACUAUAUACCCCCCCUCCUCCCCCACUUGGACAUACCGGGUUUCCGCCAGUUAUCGAAGAUGAAGAAGUUGAGUUGGCAUCCCAGGCCUCCAGUCCUGUUGCUUAUUCCAAGCCACCACCGGCAGCAGAAAUCAUGAGUCCCACGUUCGGUGUACCUCCGGAAAGACGUCCAGGCAUGGGCCAUCGGCACAAGAACAGCGCAGACAGUAUCUCAUAUCGCAAGGAGGAAGACAGUGGAGAGACAAGGUGGGUCCUAGAGCGUCGGCGCACGGCCGAGUCGGGUGAGAUUGAAAUUCUAGGACGAGAAGUAAUCGAGGGCGGCAGGAUCUAG
Messenger RNA from Truncatella angustata, 3414 nucleotides. RefSeq lists its product as uncharacterized. Lineage: Eukaryota; Fungi; Ascomycota; Sordariomycetes; Amphisphaeriales; Sporocadaceae. The record is from RefSeq and is a predicted model, not a curated record. The coding region runs from base 1 to 3414 and encodes 1137 amino acids. The transcript has a single exon.